AUGGAGCUGUCGCGCAAGCUGCUCACGCUGCUGCCGCGCGUCACGGUGGUGGUCUCCAGCAGCGCCGAGACGACCGCCUUUGUGGCGGACUGCCUGGAGGCGCUGCAGGUCGCGGGCAGCGAGGUGGAGCCCGACAGCCACAGGCUGCCCGGCGGGGGGAGGCUGCACACGCAGCUGCUGCGGCUGCGGCCGUGGACGGCCGCGGGGUCGUGUGGCCUGCGCGUGUGA
Molecule: messenger RNA, 228 nt
Organism: Monoraphidium neglectum
Lineage: Eukaryota; Viridiplantae; Chlorophyta; Chlorophyceae; Sphaeropleales; Selenastraceae
Exons: 1
Coding region: 1-228 (75 amino acids)
Source: RefSeq, a predicted model, not a curated record